ACCCGGGCCCGGGCCUCGAGCGCCCGGCGCGCCCUCGGACGUGUGGACAAGAAGGGGCUUUCCGGGAAACAGAAUAAUUUCGAGCGCAAAGCUGUGUAUCAGAGGCAAGUGAGGGCACCCAGUUUGCUGGCCAAAAGUAUUUUAGAAGGCUACCGCCCCAUUCCAGCAGAGACUUAUGUGGGAGGGAGCUUACCUCUACCUCCCCCAGUAAGUGAUCGGAUGAGGAAGAGGCGGGCCUUUGCUGAUAAAGAGUUGGAGAACAUUAUGCUGGAGAGAGAAUAUAAAGAGAGGGAGAUGUUGGAAGCUUCCCAAGCUGCUGCCUUGUUCCUGCCCAACCGCAUGGUGCAUGGACCUGAAUACAACUCCUACAAAAGUGCCUACAGCCCCACCCCAGUGGAACAGCCAAGCAAAGACUUCUGUAAUUUUUUGCCCACCUGCCUUGAUCUAACCAUGCAGUAUUCAGGGUCUGGGAAUAUGGAACUAAUUUCUUCUAAUGUCAGUGUGGCCACGACUUACAGACAGUAUCCCUUGUCCUCAAGAUUUUUAGUUUGGCCCAAGUGCGGCCCCAUUAGUGACACUCUCCUCUACCAGCAGUGCCUGCUAAACACCACCACCUCAGUUCAAGCCCUGAAACCUGGGGCCAGCUGGGACUUGAAGGGAGUACAAGUCCAGGAUGGACUCGCUGCAGAACAUGACAUGAUGCCACCCAAAUUGGAAGGCUCUCUGGUGCUGCCUCACACUCCUGAGGUCCAGACCUCAAGAAGUGACCUUCAGGGUCACCAGGCUGUCCCUGAAAGGUCUGCAUUCUCCCCACCCCGACGGAAUUUCUCUCCAGUUGUUGACACGGACUCCGUGGCAGCUCAAGGGCACAUCUUAACCAAGAUCAGCAAAGAAAGCACGAGGCACCCUCUGCCACUUAAACAUAAUCCAUUCCACUCAUUAUUCCAGCAAACUCUUAAUGACAAAUCAGGUCCUGAGUUGAAAACACCAUUUGUCAAAGAGGCCUUUGAAGAGGCCCCUAAGAAACACAGAGAGUGUUUAGUCAAGGAGAACCAGAAGUACACAUUUACAAUAGAUAGAUGCGCAAAAGACCUUUUUGUAGCCAAACAAGUUGGAACAAAACUCUCGGUGAAUGAACCGCUGUCAUUUUCUGUUGAGUCUAUUCUCAAGAGGCCUUCAUCUGCCAUCACUCACCUCUCUCAGUGAAAGCCUGCUGAAAUGGAAAGCUGGAUUUCCUGCAGUCUCAGAGGGUUCUUACCAGUUGCUAAUUUUUUUUGAAAGGAAAAAGUUAAGAUGUUUGUAUAAAGAAAUUUCUAAUGUAAAUGAUGGCGAUUAAAAGAUUUAUAUUCAUAUGCAUGUACUUCUCACCACAUAUUUAAACUUAAAGAUGGAAUUGCUUAUGUGCAAAUUGUAAAGUUCCACACUUUACACAUUAUUUCAAAAAGCAAUAAAAUUGACACUCUUGUAAAAGA
Messenger RNA from Miniopterus natalensis, 1472 nucleotides. NCBI's taxonomy places the organism in Eukaryota, Metazoa, Chordata, Mammalia, Chiroptera, Miniopteridae. The record is from RefSeq and is a predicted model, not a curated record.